AUGGGAAAAAAAGAAGUAAUCCAAAUUCAUAUAGGUCAAGCUGGUGUCCAAGUAGGAAAUGCUUGUUGGGAAUUAUACUGUAUUGAACAUGGCAUAACAUCAGACGGUAUGUUAGCAUAUAGAGACGACAGCAGUUGCGAGACCUUUUUCAGCCAUACGGGAGCUGGAAAGGUGGUACCCAGAGUCGUUAUGGUCGACUUAGAGCCUACUCCAAUAGAUGAAAUAAGAACCGGCGCUUAUAGACAACUAUUUCGUCCAGCCUCUUUAUUAACUGGAAAAGAAGAUGCAGCCAGCAACUUUGCUCGAGGUUACUUCGGUGUAGGUCGAGAAAUGAUUGAUUUAACCUUGGACCGAAUUAGAUUGACUGUAGAAGAAUGUAACUGUUUACAAGGAUUUAUAAUAUUCCGUGCGUUUGGAGGAGGAACUGGGUCAGGAUUUACAGCUCUCUUGCUUGAUGGCCUGUCAAGGGAUUAUGGGAAGCUGUCAAAAGUGGAAUUCGCAAUCUAUCCUGCCCCGAAAAUUUCACCAAUAAUAGUUGAACCGUACAACGCGGUAAUGACCACACACGCCUGUAUGAAUACGGAAGAUGUUUGCUUCAUAUUCGAUAAUGAAGCCUUGUAUGAUAUUUUAGCAAGAUUACUUGAUGUGCCGCGGCCUACUUACACUAAUUUAAAUAGACUGAUUGCUCAGGUUGUGUCUUGUAUGACGGCAUCAUUAAGAUUUGAAGGUUCCUUGAAUGUUGAGCUCGUAGAAUUCAGAACGAAUCUUAUUCCUUAUCCAAGAAUACAUUUUCCCUUAGUUACAUUUGCGCCAUUUGUUCCACCCUCAAAAUCUUUUUAUGAAGCCAUGACCACGCAACAGUUGAUGAUGUCUUGUUUCGAACCAGCUAACCAAAUGGUUAAGUGUGAUCCCAGGAGAGGAAAUUAUAUGGCAUGUUGUUUGCUAUUCAGAGGAGACGUUAAUCCGAAUGAUAUUAACUCAGCAAUUAAUCAAAUAAAAGCUGCACGGUCUAUCCGUUUUGUACCUUGGUCUCCAACUGGGUUUAAGAUCGGUGUAAAUUAUCAACCUCCGGCAACAGUACCUGGCGGUGAUUUGGCAGCUUUGGAAAGAGCAGUAGUAAUGGUUUCUAAUUCAUCGGCAGUUCGUAUAGCUUGGGAACGUCUGUGCAAAAAAUUUUCUUUAAUGUACGCGAAAAGAGCAUUUGUACAUCAUUUCGUUGGAGAAGGACUUGAAGAGGGCGAAUUCGGCAACGCUAUUCAUAAUAUAAAAGCAUUAUCUAACGAUUAUAAAGAAAUCGAGACAUGAGAAAUGAAACUGUUUAUUGAGACAAUACAAAAUUAGUAGAAUUUAAUUUGUACCUAACGAAUAAAAAAAUACCUGUGUUUACAUGUCAGUUGUCUGUGGUAGGUUACUUUUAUCUGUUAUUAUAUACUAGUGUCCAGGGCCAUAUAAUAAAUUUAAAAAACCUGUUAUGUCAGUCACCUGUCAAUAGUGUCAUAUGUCAAUUGUCACAGUUUGAAAAUGAUUUUGAUUAAUUUUGAUUUGUUUUGAUUUUGGGAUACAGCCCGUCGAUUUUCUGUUAAUAUUCAAAAUAUAUUUGAUUAUUAAUUAAUACGUGUGUUUUCUUAAUGGACUACUUUAAAUAAUACGUGUAAUAA
Bicyclus anynana (squinting bush brown) is the source of this 1658-nucleotide messenger RNA. RefSeq names its product tubulin alpha chain-like. Gene Ontology annotation, biological process: mitotic cell cycle; microtubule cytoskeleton organization. Gene Ontology annotation, cellular component: microtubule; cytoplasm. The record is from RefSeq and is a predicted model, not a curated record. Gene Ontology annotation, molecular function: GTP binding; structural constituent of cytoskeleton. Bases 1 to 1305 code for a protein of 434 amino acids. The transcript is spliced from 5 exons. NCBI's taxonomy places the organism in Eukaryota, Metazoa, Arthropoda, Insecta, Lepidoptera, Nymphalidae.